Melitaea cinxia (Glanville fritillary) is the source of this 2161-nucleotide messenger RNA. RefSeq lists its product as uncharacterized. The record is from RefSeq and is a predicted model, not a curated record. Gene Ontology annotation, biological process: carbohydrate metabolic process; amino acid transport. Lineage: Eukaryota; Metazoa; Arthropoda; Insecta; Lepidoptera; Nymphalidae. The transcript is spliced from 12 exons. The coding region runs from base 178 to 2001 and encodes 607 amino acids.
GUCAAUUUGUCAUUCUUUGACUCAUUCUCAAUUCUCAUUCUUGGAAUUCAAUUCGUAUGGCGUUCUGUUGCAAGUGAAAUAAUUGAUGUACCUAAUUGAAGUGCUGUAAUUUUAACUUACUGACGCCAAGUGAAAGCUUUCUACUUGCAAAACUGGUUUGAAAACAAGUAAUUCAUCAUGUCGGAGACGCGAAAAAACCAUCUCACUAUAGAUGGGGGCCAAGUAAAAGAGGCGACGGAUGAACACGUCGCCUCUUAUAAGCCAAUUCCGGAGUCUGAUACAGAUUUCCGGACAUCCAAGACAAGUAUACAUAAGUCCAAGGAGAAGCUAUCGGCUGACGGUGCAGAGGAGAAGCUUCUUCAGAAGGAAGACGAGGCCAAGAUCAUUACCCGAGUAGACAUGGCUGACGUCAAGUAUGUGGUCGGCGACCACAGGAACGGCGAUGCCAAAAUCGAGCUCGACGCUAACAAAAAGCAAUUCUCCGGCCUGACGAAGGAAGAACUGAUGAAGUAUGCGGAGGAUCCGUUCUGGGUGCGUCUGCGCUGGUUCAUGUUCGUUUUGUUCUGGGCGCUGUGGCUGUGCAUGUUGGCCGGCGCCAUCGCGAUCAUUGUGCGAGCGCCCAAGUGUGCCCCACCGACUCCACGGACGUGGUAUGAAAAGGGCCCGUUAGUGGAUAUGUCGACGAUAGAAGAUUACAGCGAAAUCGAAGCUUCUUUACCGUUGCUCGAGAAGGCUAAAGUGUCUGGAAUCUUCGCUUUCACCUGUAAGGAUACGUAUGAAGUGUUAGAGGACUCUAGUUGUAUCGAUCGGUUCAAGGAAUUCGUUGUUAAGGCCAAGAACGUUGGAGUCAGGGUUAUCGUGGAUCUGACAGCAGGCUUCGUGUCAAAGACUCACAAGUGGUUCCAGAUGAGCGAGAACCGAUCUUCUGAAUACAGUGACUACUUUGUUUGGGCUAAAGGCAAUGAAUAUGACCCAGAGAAGCUGAGCACGCAACCGAAACCACCAAACAGAUGGGUAUCAACUCUCGAUGAACCCGCUUGGUCAUGGAGCGAAAAACGCCAGGAGUACUACCUGCACAUGUAUGCAGAAGAUCAACCAGAUCUCAACUUUGCUAAUGUCGAAGUAGUUCGUAAGUUCGACGCUGUUAUCAAGCUGUGGAUGGAGGCCGGUGCUAGCGGAAUCAGGCUGCACAAGGCGCGCGAGCUGCACGCCAACGAGUGGCUGGCGGAGGAGCGGCCGGCGGGCGCGGGCGCGCGCGGCGCCGACCACACGCAGCGCGACUUCUGGCGCAACCAGCACUCCGCCGACGCGCCCGCCGUGGACGCGCUGCUGGCGCACUGGGGCGCGCUCGUCGGGCCCGCCGGUGAGCAUGACACAGUGUUCACGAUAGCCGAGACCGGCCCGCACGUCGAGCUGUUCCUGUUGGAGCGCAACACGUCUGCCCUGCGGCCGCCCUCCGCCGCGCCCGUUAAAUUUAAAGACUCGUACUCCGCAUACAACCAGCUAAUCAAGUUUAUGGCGCGCCGGCCCGCGCUACAGUUAAGCACUCAGGAUGGUGCAGAUGAAGAGUUAGCAAUGUUCUCGAUGGUACUGCCGUCGACACCGGUACUUAGCCUCGAACAGAUUGGAUACAACAACACAUUAGCUAGCGAGGCUUUGCUUCACGCAGUGGCUUUGCGUGAGGACGCUAGCAUACAACACGGAGAAUUCGCACUUGCGAUCGCGCCCGUGCGUAACUCCAGCAAAACUGUGUUUGCGUGCGCACGGUGGAAGCGCGGUCACACAGGUUACGUGGGGCUGUACAACAGCCGUACAGAGGAUGUGCGUGCUGACUUGCGCGCUGUACGCUCGCUGCCCGCCGCGCUCGCCGCGUACUUGGGGCCGCGGGCCAACGGCACCAGACACAUCAAGGAGGGUCUGGUGAAUAGUGAUGACGUGUUCGUCCCGGCGCGUUCUACCGUUAUACUCUCCUACGUGCCUAACACUGCAGCCGAGGAUUAAAAUAUAAAAUAACGCCUAUUUCACGCAUUCAUUGAAUAUUAAUAAAUGCGACUAAGCUUUGCCUUCCCUGAAGUCGCUUGUGAAAGCGACCGCUUUUUCCCAUUUUGCAUUUAAUUUUUAUAAUUUGAACAAAACAAAUAAAGUUUGAUUGACGGUUUUA